GCCUCCUCAUUACAUUACCGGUGUUCUAACGGCAAUGACUCGUACGCAGUGAAGUGACCCUCUUCCUGUAACCCUAGUUGUUUCUCUCUCCCUCAUGGCUUCCCAAUUUCUUCUUCAGGCUCUGUUUGCCCCCAAGCUUGGUUUCUCUUCUUCUCUUGUGUCUUCAUGUUCAGCCUCCAUGCUCGGUUCUCGUAACGUGCCGUUGAUUUCCAUUUUUUCCUCGACCUCAAUUUCAUGGCGGUGCAGUCCUCUUAUUGCUAAGCCUGCUUUUGUUGUGCGAGCUGACUCCAACCCUGAAGGUGGUGGUGAAGCCACCGAAGAUGUCGCUUCCGAUGAUGUUGUUGAAGUUCCGGAAGCUGAAGCUGAAUCAGAAUCAGAACAAGUUUCGGAUUCUGAUCCUGGCUUGGACCCAUCGAAGCCAGCCAGAAAACCCCGAGUCAAGCUUGGAGACAUUAUGGGGAUAUUGAAUCAGAGGGCAAUUGAGGCAUCGGAGAAGCAGAGGCCGACUCCGGCCAUUAGAACUGGAGAUGUUGUGGAAAUCAAAUUGGAGGUCCCUGAGAACAAGCGUAGGUUGUCCAUUUAUAAAGGUAUUGUCAUCUCAAGACAAAAUGCUGGUAUUCAUACAACUAUUCGAAUCCGAAGAAUUAUUGCUGGCGUGGGGGUUGAGAUAGUCUUCCCAAUUUACUCCCCAAACAUCAAAGAAAUCAAAGUGGUAAGCCACCGUAAAGUUAGGAGGGCAAGAUUGUACUAUCUAAGAGACAAGCUUCCCAGAUUCUCCACUUUCAAAUGAUAAGGUUACUCACUUUUCAUCACUUUCAUCUUCGAAGUAGUCUACUGAUCCGGAAGGAGCGAUUGGCGUAAUUUGAUUAUUUUGAUUUGGUGUGUUGUAGAAUAUAUCAUUUUUCUUCACCUUAAUCUAUCCUCCAAGAAAUGGAAACAAAUGUAGUUGCCGUUGAUAAUAUUGAGAAAUUUGAAGUGUUUCUUCUGCAUGCUUAUUAUCCGGUAGAAAGCCAAGCUCUGAAGAAAACUUUACUACAUAGUAAAUACAAAGGGAUUAAAAUCUGCGUCACAUGAUGUAAUAAUCAUGUUCUUAAUUUCUACAGUUAUUUGUUGUGUGUGUAUGUCUGAAAGAAAUAUGCUUGCAUGGGCACUCUAC
Molecule: messenger RNA, 1156 nt
Organism: Gastrolobium bilobum
Lineage: Eukaryota; Viridiplantae; Streptophyta; Magnoliopsida; Fabales; Fabaceae
Product: large ribosomal subunit protein bL19cz
Exons: 5
Coding region: 95-790 (231 amino acids)
Biological process (GO): translation
Cellular component (GO): ribosome
Molecular function (GO): structural constituent of ribosome
Source: RefSeq, a predicted model, not a curated record